UGUUAUUGAUUCCUGGACCUAAGUUUAGUAGUGCGCGGAUUGCGUGGGUAGAUUGAUUUACAUAUUUGUCCGGUAGUGUUUUCGGAAGUACUUCGAUUGUUACCGCCUAGCGCAAUGAUGGACAAGGUCGCCGUUGCAGCAGUGAUGCUGCUAUGUUCUAUUGUUUUGUUCUGUGCUUCAGCAAGUACCUCCACUGAUUCUUGUCCGGCACCCCCGAAACACUAUCUAGAACUCGGAUGCAAACCCAUUAAAGAUGAAGGACAUGAAUGCCCAAAUAGGUUUGAGUGCCCGACGCUUACCGAUCGUGACGGUCAGAAGUGCUACUUCAAUGGAAACAUUUACGAGUCCGGAAGUUCGCUUUCCUCGGCAGACCAAGAUUUGGUUUCUUGCGAACCGGGCUGUCGCUGCAUUAAUUAUACAUCUCCUGCUUCCUUCGUGUGUGCGCACAUCGAUUGUCCAGAGUUUUUCGAUUCUUACAAAGAGAACUGCAUGUUCCAGUAUGAGCCACGCGGAUGUUGUUCCGCCCGGCAAGUUUGUGGCGAGGAAAUGAACAAAUUGAGUGUCUGUUACCUAGAGGGUGCCAAGUAUCUAGAAGGCCAGAAAAUGUACCCGAAGGAAGAUAGCUGUUAUACCUGCCAUUGUCAGAAAGGCUUCGAUAACAGUACCGUCGUGAAUAAUCCUAACUGCUAUGAGAUUAACUGCGGCAUUGAGUUACACAGUACCAGGUGGCUGGCCGACGGGUGCAUUCCGAUCUACUUCGGUACAGAUCGUUGCUGCCCAAUCUCUUGGAGAUGCCCGGAAGAUAAGGACACCGUAAUAGUAGAAGGACGUUUGGACCUAGUAGAUGACGCUAAUCCGUUGAUGCAGUGCACAUUCGGUAACCUUACAAUGAACAUCGGCGAUUCGAUUUCAUCUGACGAUAAAUGUGUUUCCUGCAAGUGUACCGUUCCUCCGAUGCCACAUUGUAUACAGACUAGAGAUUGUUGAGGAAUUCGAUGUGGAAUUGUAAACUAAAAAUGUUAUGAUAAUAUUUUUCUAAUUUUAAGUGAAGUUGAAUGUAUGAACAAAGAGACCUGCCCAAAUUAGAUAUUGUCGAAGGAAUAAAAGUUGAAUGCAUAAUACAGUGUAAACGCUACAAAAAUGUUUGAUGUUAUCAAACGAGACGUAAUACAAUAGAGGAUUGCAACGAUUUUUGUCGGAAAUUUGAAAUAAUUUUGUUUGACAUAGCUUCUAGGGUUUCAACACCAGUAAGUCUAUGUAAUUGUAAUGUACAAAACCAAGGAGGACACUUCAAAAUCAUUUUCAGGCUUUUAUUCUGAAUCUUCUGAAGACUCUUCUUCCUUGUAAUACAACAACUUG
This is a messenger RNA of Sabethes cyaneus, 1359 nucleotides long. RefSeq names its product kielin/chordin-like protein. The transcript is spliced from 5 exons. Bases 115 to 987 code for a protein of 290 amino acids. Lineage: Eukaryota; Metazoa; Arthropoda; Insecta; Diptera; Culicidae. The record is from RefSeq and is a predicted model, not a curated record.